CUCGGAUGAUUUAUACAUAAGAAUGAGAAAAUUGAGAGGACUACUUGAGACUGAUCCGAGGCAUGCAGCUCAACUUCAAGAGCCAAACGAGUUUGAUCAAGUGAGGAUCAAGAUUCUUCUCCCUCCUCAAGAGGCUUGAAGAAUUCUUACAACCUAGGGUAAAAAUUUAAGAGAAAAUAACAAAGUUGCACUAGACCUUGCACUUAAUGAUCAAGCAUCUUAAAUAAUCUAAUUAUAGCUGAAAAACCUCAAACAGAAGCUCUCGGAUCUGUCCAGAGCUGGAAGUGGACGCACAAGAAAUAGAAACGAGCGAGGCUCAGACUUUCCCAGAGAAGAGCCAGAAGCCAGUCGAAGAACAUAAGGAAGCUCUUGAGAAAGACAGAGUGGUUAUACAGCGAAGGAAUAGAACAUGGAGGCUUGAUAUCACAGAUAGACUACCUAUUAUUAGAAGAAUCAUUAUUAAGAACAAUAUUGGACCCUUCAAAAGUUCGACAAAAAAGACGAGGUAUACUAAAAAUAAGUACCUUGGGAGGAGGUCUAAAUAUAUCGGAGUGACUAAAUAAUAACGUUAACUGGCAAGCCUUAAUAAACGUAGACCAUGAGAAGAAGUACAUUGGCACUUUUGUGAAUGAACUCGAAGCAGCAAAGACCUACGACUUGUACGCAAUAGCUAUGCAAGGAAAGAGAGCUCAUUUGAAUUUCAGCUACACCUCUGAAGAAAUGGUGACCAUGAUUGAUCACUAUCUUGCCCACAGACGCAUAAAUAU
Moneuplotes crassus is the source of this 767-nucleotide messenger RNA. The record is from the annotation of a GenBank genome assembly. NCBI's taxonomy places the organism in Eukaryota, Ciliophora, Spirotrichea, Euplotida, Euplotidae.